AUGACAGCUAAAGUAUUUGCUUAUUCAGAAUCAAUUGAUGUUGCUACUGCAGUUGGUAAAUAUAUAAUUGAAAAUCAAGAUAAAGCUUUAAAAAAACAUGGUUCAUUCAGUAUUGCAUUAUCUGGUGGUUCAUUAGGUAAAGUUUUAAAAAAAGCUUUAAUUGAGAAUAAAGAAUUAGGUGAAAAAAUUCAAUGGAAUAAAUGGAAUGUAUAUUUUAGUGAUGAAAGAUUGGUUCCUUUAGAUCAUGAAGAUUCAAAUUAUGGAUUAUUUAAUGAAAUGGUUUUGAAAAACUUACCAGACUCAAUUGAAAAACCAAAAGUUCAUACAAUUGAUGAAAAAUUGUUAACUGGUGAAGAUGGUCAAGUUGACGGUGCUGAUAUUUCAAAAGAUAAAGAAAUUGCUAAUGAGUACUCAAAAUUAUUACCUUUUAAAUUUGAUGUUAUCUUAUUAGGCUGUGGUCCUGAUGGUCAUACUUGUUCAUUAUUCCCUGGUCACAAAUUAUUACAAGAAAGAAGUGAAAAAGUUUCAUAUAUUAAUGAUUCUCCUAAACCACCACCAAGAAGAAUUACAAUUACAUUCCCUGUAUUAGAAAAAGCAACUUCAAUUGCUUUCGUUGCUGAAGGGUCCGGUAAAGCACCAAUUUUAAAAGAGAUUUUCACUGAUAAUUCAAGUAGAUUACCAUCAAAACUAGUCAACGAAAUUUCUACAGGUGUACAAAUUAAUUGGUUUGUUGAUUCAUCUGCAAUUGAAGGUGUAGAUGUAUUAACUAGUAAAUAUUAG
Molecule: messenger RNA, 780 nt
Organism: Insectozyma verbasci
Lineage: Eukaryota; Fungi; Ascomycota; Pichiomycetes; Serinales; Debaryomycetaceae
Source: the annotation of a GenBank genome assembly